Molecule: messenger RNA, 474 nt
Organism: Acanthosepion pharaonis
Lineage: Eukaryota; Metazoa; Mollusca; Cephalopoda; Sepiida; Sepiidae
Source: the annotation of a GenBank genome assembly
AUGAGAAGACGCUACGAAGAAGUGGGAGGGCAGUUCACGCCCUCUGAAGACGAGACAACACGACUGACGCGACAGGCGGACGUCACGUUUGGAGCAGCGACACCCGAACGGAGCAGCGAGGAGCGAACAGCUGGCACCGAGGCGAGGACGUCACAAUUGUUGCUGUUUAGGGACGUCACUGUUGGUGCCGUGGUAGACCAGAAUAGAACGUCACAGUUGGCGCUGCGACCAGGGGGCGACUCUGUUCAUAUCUAUCUAUCUAUAUCUAUCUAUGUAUCUAUCUAUCUAUCUAUCUAUCUAUCUGUUCAUAUCUAUAUAUCGCAGUCUGUUCAUAUACCUCUCUCUAUAUAUAUAUAUCUAUCUGUUCAUAUCCAUGUCAGUCUGUUCAUAUCUAUCUAUCUAUCUAUUUAUCUAUCUAUCUAUCUAUCUAUCUAUCUAUCUAUCUAUCUAUCUAUCACAUUCUUCUCAUCGUAG